Lactuca virosa is the source of this 702-nucleotide messenger RNA. Lineage: Eukaryota; Viridiplantae; Streptophyta; Magnoliopsida; Asterales; Asteraceae. The record is from the annotation of a GenBank genome assembly.
AUGGCAGCCAAUGAAGCUCUAAAGAGUCUGGGUUCUCUCUUUAAAUCUGAGAAGGCUAAAUUGCAAGAAAUUCAUACGAGUCUGAAAACUGACCAUGAAUCAUUUCAAACCUCCAUCUCCUCUCAAAUUACCAAGCUUCAAGAUGAACUGGCAAUAGAGAGUAAAAUCAAGGACUCUCUUGCCCUCAAUACGGAAGAAGUAAAGGUGUUAAGUGCUAAAUUGGAAGCUUUAGAGAAACAGGCUCGUGAAGCCGAACUGGAUGAGCACCAACGAAUCAUCCGAGAGGCUGAAGAAAAAGAAAGAGUUGAGAAAGAGGCUCAGGCCACUCUUCAAAGCAAGAAGCUUUUAUUUCCCAAGUGGACCUUGAAGCGAAUCCAGAAUGAUGUUGUUGAUUUACCUAGCCAGUACUGGUUAGAGCCAAUUGUGUCAUUCGAUCUUCAAAACACACAGGAUUCGCAACUGGAUCUACCAAUCACUCCAAUAGUUUUCAGAUUUCGUGCUUUUGUGAAACUUGCGAACGUUUCAAUCACAGAUAGCGGGGCUGAUCACAUGAUGUUCUCUUUUUAUCUAAAGCAUAUGAAGCCGCAAUAUGAAACAUGGUCUUUAAGUAAAAUAACUGGUGUGAAAGUCACAGGACCAAUCGAGACUGACAGCUUUCCAAAUGCAAAGUUCAAAUUGGCAAGAGGUUCAGCCAGACAGUGA